UGAAUGUCCACUUCGAAGUUCGAACAUGGAAUUCGUGUUACGCUUGAUUGUUAAAAGUAAACAUAUUUUUUGCUGUAAUUUACUUUCGUAAAUCCUCGCUUUGAUACUUGAAUUAAAGUGCACUUAAAUAUCCAUACUGAAAAUAACAUAAGACUGAUCUUAAAAUUUCAACAAUAAUUAAUUUAUUAGGGCAAGCUGUGGAAAUGUAUUCCAUGAUCAAUUAGGUUUAUUUUUCAAGUCCAAAGUACAAUUAAUACGUGUGUCGUGUGUUAAAGUGAUUGUGCAAAAUGUCCAUUGAAGAAAAGUUUCAUGCUGCUGUGAAUGUCAUCAAAAAUCUGCCCAAAAGUGGACCGUACCAGCCUAGCCAUGAGCUAAUGCUGAAGUUCUAUAGCUACUUCAAGCAAGCUACUGAAGGAUCCUGCACAAAACCGAAGCCCGGUUUCUGGGACGUUAUAAACAGGGCGAAAUGGGAGGCGUGGGCAAAACUAGGCGACAUGACAAAGGAAGAAGCGAUGGAAUGCUAUGUUGAUGAAUUACAUAAGAUCGUCGAAACGAUGUCCUUAAAUUCGAACGUUGAGUCAUUCUUAACGUUGAACGACAACGGAGAAGGUUUUCCCAGCGCAGACUUGCAACUUGUUGCUGGCGACAUUUUGGGGCGUUGUCAAAAGGAAUCGCAACAAAAUUCACCUGCUUACUCUCGUUCAGUGAGUGGUGCGUCAUCACCAGUGCCUGAUGAAGUAUCGUCGAGGACUAGGCAUGAUUCGGAGGAUGAGUUUAUUGACACCGUAGAUGUUAGUGCCCCAAUCGACGAGCCUGUGACACAGAGUGCACCAAGACUAAGCAACGGACACGCAUAUCAAAUAACAUCACAGCUUACUCAUCUGAAGGUGCUAGAACAGUUGCCAGGAACCUUAGCUCGGUUAGAAGCCGAUGUGGCAGCGUUGAGGAAGGCGGUUGAAGGGGACAGGAGAAUAUUAGAUCAAGUUUCAAGUGGAUGGCGUUGGCCGUGGCAGGAGCUGAGUGCGCCGACAUUGGCCUUUGUCAUAAUCUGGCCUUUUGUGGCCUUCAGACUCAUGAACAGGACGAAAAGGCACAGCACUUAAUAACAAGGUGUAAAGUUAAGUGUACAUUCGUGCUGAAAAUACAUUAGAAAAUCCAUAAAGCAUCAUUUUAUUAUUCAGCAUAAUAUUGAGUUAAAGUUAUGUAACAACAGUUUUUGUUAUAAAAUUAUGCAAUACCAGCGAAUUCAAUAUUAAGUAUUCAUACCAUUCGAUGACGUCAUCAGGGUUCAUGAGCAAUUAUUCAUGAUUAAAUUCGUUAUUGAAUUAACUGAGUAGAGCUUACAUAAAAUUAUUGUUUACACAAAUAAAUUUAUGGAAAUAACUGGAGAAUAUUGCUUGCUUGUGAUAGUAUUGCAUUUUGUAUUCAUUGGGUUCGUUUUGUUUAAACUGGUAUUUUGUAUCAUGGGUUUUAUAAUUUUUAUAUUUUUAAGGUGAUCGUGAUCUUGAAAUUUGGUCUAAAAAUGUUAAAAUUAAUUGGGGUUAAAAAUGAUUUUGUAAAAAUUCCUAAGACUAUUUAUUUUUUUAUAAAAUGUAGAGAUUGCUCCAAAACUAUUAUGUUCGGAGAGCGUUUAUUUUGUUUUAAAACCACAACAAGAAAUUAUAUUUAUUAAAAAAAACUAAAUUUAUAACGGGUUGUCCCCUCAUUUAUAAAAACGGUGUAAUUUUUUUUAAUAAGUGGAUUGGUGUCAAACUUUUGUUUCAGUUUUUUUAUUUAUAUUUCUACUUUGACAAUUGACUUACAAAAAUGUUGUUGGCACCAUCUGUUUCGUAAAAAACUUUUAUGCAGCGCCAUCUAGUUUUCUAUUAAGAUCAGAAUUACCACAUAUUUUACCAUACAUUUUAUUGUUACCUGUUACGUAUAGUUUAAAAUUAUUUAGGUUAUGUUAUUUGUGAUACGUAGGUUAUAGUGACAUUUGAUUUGCAUAUUUGAGACCUUCUUUAGUGCAAAUUCGCUUUGUUUCAAUGUUUUUCAAUAUGAUAAAUGUUUUAUAAUA
Pieris rapae (cabbage white) is the source of this 2056-nucleotide messenger RNA. Its product is annotated as acyl-CoA-binding domain-containing protein 5. Gene Ontology annotation, biological process: fatty acid metabolic process. The record is from RefSeq and is a predicted model, not a curated record. NCBI's taxonomy places the organism in Eukaryota, Metazoa, Arthropoda, Insecta, Lepidoptera, Pieridae. The transcript has 9 exons. Gene Ontology annotation, molecular function: fatty-acyl-CoA binding. Bases 288 to 1103 code for a protein of 271 amino acids.